Molecule: messenger RNA, 2381 nt
Organism: Tachysurus vachellii
Lineage: Eukaryota; Metazoa; Chordata; Actinopteri; Siluriformes; Bagridae
Gene: rab3il1
Product: RAB3A interacting protein (rabin3)-like 1
Exons: 11
Coding region: 287-1336 (349 amino acids)
Biological process (GO): exocytosis
Cellular component (GO): Golgi to plasma membrane transport vesicle
Molecular function (GO): guanyl-nucleotide exchange factor activity
Source: RefSeq, a predicted model, not a curated record
GUGACCUGCUCCAGCUGGACUAAACACCGAAACUUUCCCUGCUUCGUAUCGGAGAAAUCAAAACACCUUCUGAAGCGUGUGUGUGUGUUUGUUUUGUGUUGUGUUGGCUUUAACACCGUCCCUGGAGUGUGUAGUACAGCUUGUUUGUGGAUACUGUUGAGGAAAAGACUCGAAUCGACUGUUGGGUUGUGUUUUAGCUGCCGGAUGCUUCUAUUAAACAGGGUUGAUAGACUUCGAGGCAGAGCUGGAACCUGGCACAGAGUCUAGAGAAGGCAGAGGAGAGACAAUGCUCCAGGAGGAGACGGACACUCAGAAACGAGAAGCCUACAGCGUGUCUCGUCUACGAAGCUCCUCUAUAGAGAUUAGAGAGAAAGGCACAGAGUUUCUUAGAGAACAGCUGGAUGCUGCGCAGAAGGAGUUGAAGCUAAAGGGGGAGGAAUGUGAGCGACUGUCGAGUCUGAGAAAUCAGCUGGAGCAGGAACUCGAAGAAUUGACUGCAAGUCUCUUUGAGGAGGCUCACAAAAUGGUUCGAGAAGCAAACGUUAAGCAAGCAGCUGCCGAAAAGCAACUGAACGAGGCACAGGGCAAGAUUGAUGUGCUACAAGCAGAAGUGACUGCACUAAAGACCCUUGUGUUGACCUCCACACCGUCCUCCCCUAAUCAUCAGCUCCACCCACAGCUACUGUCCCCAAAGUCCAGAGGAGCGUCGUCUCGGCCUGGAGGACACACGCGCCACAAGAGCGCCACCCUCUGUCUGCCUCAGCUACAAUCUGAGUGUCCCAGUGAAAAUGCACACGUGAGACGGGAAGAAAAAGAGUUGGACUCUGUGUUGUUUGCCGAGUUUUUGUCUUGGAGAGAGAAGCCCAGUCUAGACCGGUCAUCCGCCUUCCUCACCCGGAUCUACAAAGAGGACAUCGGACCCUGUCUCUCUUUCACAUGCUCAGAGUUGUCACGGUCCGUUCAGAGUGCUGUGGAGAAUAACUUUUUGACUAUCGAACCCGUCGCUUUGACGUCAUCGCCCAUGGACAAGGCCUCGAGUAUUGAGUGUGGAGGACUCAAUGGCUGCAGAGCACCGGUAGAGACGAAGUGCGCCCUGAGUGGAAUGUCCCAUCUCUGCCGACAUCGCAUCAAACUGGGAGAUAAGGAGAAUUAUUACUACAUCUCUCCCUCCAGCAGAGCUAGGAUCACGGCAGUGUGUAACUUCUUCACGUAUAUCAGAUACAUCCAGAAGGGGUUGGUCCGACAUGACGCCGAGCAAAUGUUCUGUGAGGUGAUGCGCUUGAGGCGGGAGAUGUCUAUAGCCAAGUUAGGCUUCAUCUUUACAGACGAGAACUGAAGGACACACAGAUUCUGUGGAAGGUUUUCUACACUCAGCAAUUCGAUGAUAACUGCAGCAGAUUUCUUAUAGAUACACUCUGUUAGUGAGUCAGUGACUGUUAUUAUUAUUAUUAUUAUUACAAGGUGAGAGGAAUUCUGCAAUGAUGAUGGUGGUGAUGAUGAUGAUGAUGAUGAUCAGUAUUGGACCGGAGUGAGAUCCUUCUAUUUUCUUACUAUGGAGCGAUGAUGGAAUUAACAAUGGGUUUGUUUUUAGAUUAUUUGUUGGUGCUGAUACAGUUUACAGAACUUGAGGUCCUCAUAGUCGGAACCUGUUCAGUGCAUUUAUCGAAAUACAGUAAGGUGUCACACUAUUCAUCUCAUUCUGCACCUGCUUCUGCACUACACGCCAAUGCUGCCUGAGAUAAAUUGCUUAGCACACAACAUGGUAGAUGUUGUUCCAAUGUCCGUUAGAGCCGGUCGAUGCCUAAUAAUCGGCUGUAAUAUAUUUAUUGGGUAAGAAGUAUUUUCUAGAAUUUUUAAAAGAGCACAUAAAGAGAAAUGAAAGCAAUUAGCCACAGAUUUAUUUUAAUCAUUAUAAAUUUAUUUUAUGAAAGCUUAACCUGGGCUUAGAAAGACUUUGAAUAUCCAGGACACAGUUAUUACCAAUGCAUGGAUUUAAGCCUUUGUUUUUUUUUAACUGAGGCACAUAUAAUUAGGUGGGAUUUUGGGUCAAACGUAUGUUUUUUUUUUUUUUUUUCUUUUUUUUUUCUUUUAAUUAUAUUUGUGUGGGUUGACAAUCAGAAUGACUUCGAACAAAACUUGGACCUAAAUAUCAGGACCUAUAUAUCAUGUGUCAAUAUUUUUAGUAGGUCAUGAAGGAUGUCAUGUCAUUCACUCUUUGGACUAAAUGAUUUUCAGAGCUUUAUACAACAUUUUUAUACCUUUAGAAACAAAUCUGUUAAACAUUCAAGCUUACAUCGUUUAAUUUUCUUUAUCUUUAUGUUUACAUGUAACCGCCUUGCCUAAUGGUUUAAUACAGUGAAAUAAAAUAAGUGUAACUCUGA